Molecule: messenger RNA, 3434 nt
Organism: Exserohilum turcica Et28A
Lineage: Eukaryota; Fungi; Ascomycota; Dothideomycetes; Pleosporales; Pleosporaceae
Exons: 2
Coding region: 1-3234 (1077 amino acids)
Biological process (GO): glycine decarboxylation via glycine cleavage system
Cellular component (GO): glycine cleavage complex; mitochondrion
Molecular function (GO): glycine dehydrogenase (decarboxylating) activity; glycine binding; pyridoxal phosphate binding
Source: RefSeq, a predicted model, not a curated record
AUGCGCACCGCAUGUAUCCGGGCUGCUAGCACCGCUAGUAGGCUCACACGGUCGUCAUGUGUCGCACAGCUGUCGCGACCACAACUCGCAGGUAGCUCAUCGCGAGUCGCCGCCUACCAAACCCGCCAGAAGCUGCAAAAGCGCGCAUUCCAGCAACACGCCGCAUCCUCACUGCAGGCGGCCGCGGCUGUCGUCGAGGCUGCCGACGAUGUAUUCGACACCCCGCCUCAGCAGACGGCCCAGGCAAAGCCGCUCGAGGCUCUCGAUACCUUUCCCCGCCGACACAUUGGCCCCUCUGCAGAGUCGGCUGAAGCCAUGCUGAAAGCGCUCGACCCGCCCGUGGGCAGCCUGGACGAGUUUGUGCACCAAGUCAUCCCCGCCGACAUCCUGUCCGGCCGUGAGUUGAAUAUUGGCAAACUCUCGCAACACCACGACAGCGAAUGGCAGAGCAACGGCGUGCCAGAGUCGGUUUUCCUCGAGAAUGCAAAGGACAUCAUGAGCCAGAACAAGCCUGGCAAGAGCCUGAUCGGACAAGGAUACUAUGGCACCAAGGUGCCAGAGGUGAUCAAGAGAAACGUGCUCGAGAACCCCGCAUGGUACACGAGCUACACGCCAUACCAGCCUGAAAUCAGUCAGGGACGCCUCGAGUCGCUGCUCAACUUCCAGACUAUGGUGACUGAUUUGACGGGCCUCAGCAUCGCAAACGCAUCAGUGUUGGACGAGCCUACUGCGGCCGCCGAGGCCAUGACCAUGUCCAUGGGCAUGAUGCCGUUGUCCAAGCAAAAGAGCAAGAACAAGACGUUUCUCGUAUCUGACAAGUGCCAUCCACAGACACUUGCUGUUCUGCACUCGCGCGCUGAAGGCUUUGGCAUCAAGAUCGAGGUGGCCGAUAUACUCAAGGACAACAGCAAGAGAGUCGAGGAGAUUGGCCAGGACCUAGUUGGUGUCCUGGCCCAGUACCCGGACACAGACGGAGGUGUCAACGACUUCCGCGGACUCUCUGAGAAGGUGCACAAGACGGGUGCCCUCUUCAGCGUAGCCACAGAUCUCCUCGCCCUUACUCUGCUCACUCCGCCAGGAGAGUUUGGCGCCGACAUUGCUUUCGGAAAUGCACAGCGCUUUGGUGUACCUCUGGGCUUUGGCGGACCACAUGCCGCCUUCUUUGCCUGCGACGAGAAGUACAAGCGCAAGAUUCCUGGCCGCUUGAUCGGUCUUUCCAAAGACAGGCUCGGCAACCCAGCGGCACGCCUUGCCCUGCAGACUCGCGAGCAGCACAUUCGCCGCGAGAAAGCAACGAGCAACAUUUGCACGGCCCAGGCUCUUUUGGCGAACAUGAGCGCCAUGUACGGUGUCUACCAUGGACCCAACGGCUUGACUGCGAUUGCGAAGCAGGUCGUUGCCAAGGCCCGCCUUAUCCAGCAAGCCAUCGUGGAUAACGGAUUCAAGACUGGCCAGCGUGGAAAGAUGGACAACACCCCCGUCAUGUUCGACACUUUUGUUGUAGAGACUGACGACAAGACUGACGGGAUUAUUGCCAAUCUCGAAAAGAAGGAACUGCUCGUGAGAAGAGUUGACGACAAGCACAUUGGUAUCUCUGUUGACGAGACCACGAACGCGCACACCAUUACCAACCUGUUGGGAGCGUUCCGGACGUUUGGCAAGGGCGACAAGACAUCUUUCAACGAGCCUGUUGAUAUUGAGCUCCCCGCGCCAUUCAAGAGGACCAGCCAGUUCAUGACGCACCCAGUCUUCAACUCGCACCAUUCCGAAACUGAGCUUCUCCGAUAUAUCAACCACCUAUCUUCAAAGGACCUCUCUCUCGUACACUCUAUGAUUCCCCUCGGUUCAUGCACUAUGAAGCUCAACGCUACCGCUGAAAUGGCUCCAGUCUCUUUCGACACCGUUUCCAACCUGCACCCUUUCCUUCCUCUGGAGCGCGCCAAGGGAUACACAGAGAUGAUCAAGCAAUUGGAGGAUGAUCUAGCCGACAUUACUGGGUUCCACUCGGUCUCGCUCCAGCCCAACUCUGGUGCACAGGGUGAAUUCACUGGUCUUCGCGUCAUUCGCAAGUAUCUCGAGCAGCAGCCUGGCAAGAAGCGUGAUAUCUGCUUGAUUCCCGUCUCCGCUCAUGGUACUAACCCCGCCAGUGCUGCCAUGUGCGGUAUGCGCGUUGUACCCAUCAAGUGUGACCAGGCGACUGGCAACCUCGACAUGGCGGAUCUCAAGGCCAAGUGCGAGAAGCACAGCGAAGAGCUUGGUGCUUUCAUGGUUACCUACCCCAGUACUUUUGGUGUUUUCGAGCCCAACGUCAAGGCGGCCUGCGACCUUAUCCACCAACACGGCGGUCAGGUCUACAUGGAUGGCGCCAACAUGAACGCACAGAUUGGUCUUUGCUCGCCCGGUGAAAUUGGUGCCGACGUGUGCCAUCUCAACCUCCACAAGACUUUCUGCAUUCCCCACGGUGGCGGUGGUCCUGGUGUAGGACCCAUUGGUGUCAAGGAGCAUCUCUCGCCGUUUCUCCCAGGCCAUCUCCGUGGCGAGACUGGUGGUGAAAUGGCCAUUCAUCCUGUCAGUGGCGCCCCAUGGGGUAGCGCCAGCAUUCUUCCCAUCAGCUGGGCCUAUAUCAAGAUGAUGGGCGCAGUUGGUCUCACUCAAGCCACCAAGAUUACGCUCCUCAACGCAAACUACAUUCUCUCCCGCCUCAAGCCACACUACCCCAUUCUUUACACCAACGAGCAAGGACGAUGUGCCCACGAGUUCAUUCUCGACGUACGCGGCUUCAAGGACAGCGCCGGUGUCGAAGCCAUUGACAUUGCCAAGCGUCUCCAAGACUACGGUUUCCACGCUCCAACCAUGAGCUGGCCCGUUGCCAACACGCUCAUGAUUGAGCCUACCGAGUCAGAGAGCAAGGCCGAGCUCGACAGGUUCUGCGAUGCCCUCAUCUCCAUCCGCAAAGAAAUCAAGGAAAUCGAGGACGGCAAGCAGCCCAGAGAAGGAAACGUGCUCAAGAUGAGCCCACACACUCAGCAGGAUCUCAUCACCGGCGAGUGGAGCAGGCCGUAUACCCGUGAAAACGCAGCGUAUCCUUUAAGCUAUCUCAAAGCGAAGAAGUUCUGGCCUGCUGUCGCGAGGUUAGACGAUGCCUACGGCGACACUAACCUCUUCUGCACCUGCGCCCCCGUCGACGGCGAAGAAAGCGACAUUACCGGUGCCGCUGCGCCCAACCCAACCUAAGCCAAAUCGCCCUGAAUUCGCUGAUCCCGGAUCAACUCCACCGCUACACUUUCAUCCUCCUUUCUACUUUUUCGCUUCUCCCUCUUUUUUCUUCCCCCAUCUUUUUGCAUUAAACAAGGUGUGCGCGGAGAGGACACAAUGGGCACAUCAUCUUCCUGCCUAUUGCCUCCCCAGUAAUAAUCUUCAACAAGCCACCCUCC